GAACACAACAACCUUCUGGCCCAAUUCUAAAAUUCCACGCGUGCAUGUAUAUAAAUCCUAUCACUGAUACCGAUAAAACAAGUCACAUGUGCCCCGCACUCCGCAACGCCAAAAAAUCCCCCCAAAAAAAUCCCCCUCCAAAGCCACCACCUCCAACAAACACCAAACUCUCCCCCCUCCCCCAAAAAUGCCUCUCAUAAUCCUAACCGGUUACCCCUGCUCGGGGCUAACUCACCGCGCGAACCAGCUCGCAGCUGGCCUCCAAGAAACCCAAGAGACCGUGUUCGCCGAGUCCGAGAAACCGCCCUACAAAAUCCAUGUUGUAUCAACGCAUGAUGAAAACCGCCCGCGCACCGUCUACGACCAUGCGCGCACGGAAAAGGAAGCCCGCGGCGUGGCGUACACGCGGGCGCGCCGCAUGCUUGGGAAGGACAGUUUCGUGAUUCUCGACGGCAUGAACUAUAUCAAGGGGUAUCGGUAUCAGCUAUGGUGUGAGGCGAAGGCCUUGGGGACGACGUGUUGCGUUGUUCACGUCGGAACACCAAUUGAUCAAUGCGUCGCGAAUAACGAGGCCCGGAUUCAUCGCCAGUCUCAGACUCAACCUCAAUCGGAUUCUGAACCCCAACCUCAGACCGAAGACACAACGUCAGCUACCGAUACAGCUGCAGCUGCAGACACAGAGAAAACCACAGACACAGAACACCCCUACCCGCCCGCCCUCCUCCAAAACCUCAUCUUCCGGUACGAAGAACCAAGCACGCACAGCAGAUGGGACAAGCCCCUCUUCACCGUCCCCUGGAGCGACGCAAAGCCCCCAAUCGCCGAGAUCUGGACCGCUCUAACAGGCAUCGCCCACCCCGAGACAACCACCGAGACUACGGACCAACUACCAACCCUAACGUCAGCCCUCACAAACACACACCUCUCCUCCGCCGCGUCGAUAGCGCCCUCGACGACAACCAAAGGAGGGGGAUCGUUCCGCCGCGAACGCCCGAAGAUAAAGCCUCACCUUGCAACCGUGCAGCCGACUUCUACUGAGUCGGGUCUUCUCUAUAGUAUGGAGAAGCGGACGUCGGCGGUGGUGUCUGCGAUUCGGAGUUUUGUGGUCGAGAAUCCGUCUGCGGAGGGUGCGUUGGCGAAGGCCGGGGAUGAUGUGGAUGGGAUUAGGAUUGUCGUGCCGGAGGUGGAGACGGCGGUGUUCAUACCGGCGCAUGUGGCGAUGACGGCGACAACGGAUGAGCUGGGUGGUGCUGGGGGCAUUCUGGCCGUGCCCAGAUUGCAGAGGUUGAGGAGGCAGUGGAUUACGUUGAAUCGAACUUAUGUGGCCAGGUUAGCGGGGACUAAGUCUAGUAUGGGGGCGGACCAGGUUGGGGAUGCGUUUGUGAGGUUCUUGAAUGCGGAUUUUGCGGGAGAGGGGGCUGCUUGAUUUGUUUUCUCUACUGGAUUUGCAUGGAGCGACAAAAGUCUGGGUGUCUGUGUUUAUGAGCGUGUGUGGAUAAAACAUAGAUAUGGUUUGGUAGCUGUAUUACGGUUUACGAAUGAUGAUCUGAUCUAACUCUAAAAUUUUUAUGAUUUUGUAGAGUGGAAGCCUUUCGACGAUGUGGUUGUGUUUUUGAUGAGAA
Molecule: messenger RNA, 1622 nt
Organism: Aspergillus pseudonomiae
Lineage: Eukaryota; Fungi; Ascomycota; Eurotiomycetes; Eurotiales; Aspergillaceae
Product: putative RNA polymerase II Elongator complex associated protein Kti12
Exons: 3
Coding region: 188-1426 (412 amino acids)
Source: RefSeq, a predicted model, not a curated record